Messenger RNA from Pseudomassariella vexata, 1555 nucleotides. RefSeq lists its product as uncharacterized. Lineage: Eukaryota; Fungi; Ascomycota; Sordariomycetes; Amphisphaeriales; Pseudomassariaceae. The annotation marks the transcript as partial. The transcript has a single exon. The record is from RefSeq and is a predicted model, not a curated record.
CCCGCCUCGAUGUCCAAAUGGUAAGCGAAUGUGUGUCCUAUCCCAUCAAGGUCCCGUUACUUCUUUUCGACGCGUGAAUCAACAAACCCAAUGGCGAUGUAUGAUGGGAUUGCUCGCAAUUUACGAGGCGCCCGCUUCUUCUAGGUUACAACUUACGAGUACCAACAUUCAUGGACCAUGGCCAGGCAAUCCACUACCGCAUCGUAUCGUCACCAAGAGACUGCAUUUCAAGGGUUGAAGGUACCCCGUCACGCAAAAAAAAAAAAUUGGGUAUUACAUGGCAACUUCGGUCUCAUUCCACCUACUGCUGUUGUCCUUUCGGCUGCGGCACAAACAAGUCCCGUUUGACGGUCCUCCACCUUUCAGCGCCUCGCUGCAGUCCAGUGUUCUUCCAGCGUUCUUGGACCUGAUACAGCCGCGGACGGUAGCCACGGGGCACGCACAGGGCCGCAGCUAUUUUUUUUUCGUUGUCUCUAAACCAUUCGCUGCUUCAUUUGAACUCUAUGGACAGGCUUCCAGGUUUGGGAGCAAUAGGCCGCGCGACAAACUUCCCAGCCCCGGCAAGUCCAGCGGCGAGCCCAUUUCUUCCAAAGUUGGAAAGGUUGCUAAAGGGAUAAAAGGCAAGGUCACUCGCAACUUGAAGCUUAUCGUUAUUACUUUUGACCCUCGUCAGUGCUUGCCGGGACAAGACAACGCAGUUGGUUGUGUUCCGUAUCUCCGCUUUCCACCAUGGAACCGGCAAGUACGGUUCGUCAAGAGCAGACCUAAGUGAUCGUCUGGAUUGAUAGCCAGUCCUGGAGGAAAUGUGCAGUUAGAGGCAUCCCCGCCCAUAACUCUUUGCAAUCACCGCAUCAGGCGAACAGCUUCGAGCCAACACGUUUUUGCGCCGUCUCUUAGUUGCGAUGUCGCCGACUUUUCCGUGCAUUUGGGCAUCGCCUAAUAUAGAUAUAUACCUGGAGUGUGUGGAAUGACGGAUCCCUAGCGGAAGGUAUUGCCGUCGGUUCCGAUCUUUAAUAGUAUAACAAUCCUAUCAAUCUAGGCAUGGUAUCCCUGGACUCGAGGCAAGUGUUAGCGACUGAAAACGAGUCGUGCUACCACUUCCAUAUCCUAUUAAUUUGAAGCAAGGAAACGUAUUGGUAUUUGAGGAGCUGCCUUGUAUCAUUCCAGCCUCAAGAGACUCCUUUGGAGACUAGGUGUAGUUUUCCGUCUCAACCACGCCGAUAUCCGUAGACCAGGAUAUUAUCGAAUCAGUUCAGGCUAGCAAACCUUAAGUUUUUCGCUUUGACUUUGUGCAGUAGUCUCCGUCGCGAUGUCUCAUGCGAGGUUUUGGCCUCAAGUGUUAGACAUGAGCAUUUAUCACCUUCUGAAGUCAACGCCCCUCACUCCCCACUGUUUGUUAGACUGGGCGGGUGCGGCGUGGCUGACGAAAAUUCCGAGUUGAAGAGUGUGCUCUGAGAACAAGAACGCACCUGCCAAGGUAAAUUGCAGUACACACGCAAGAGGCAAUUGUUGCAUUGAAGUGACCUUGCCUGCUUACACUAACCGAACAUUGAAG